Molecule: messenger RNA, 415 nt
Organism: Gloeophyllum trabeum ATCC 11539
Lineage: Eukaryota; Fungi; Basidiomycota; Agaricomycetes; Gloeophyllales; Gloeophyllaceae
Exons: 4
Coding region: 23-319 (98 amino acids)
Biological process (GO): proton motive force-driven ATP synthesis
Source: RefSeq, a predicted model, not a curated record
GCGCUGUAGCAAAACCGACAUCAUGCACGCCUCGCUCGUCCGCCGCCAGCUCGGGGGGCUCGUCCCCCCCAAAAUCGCCACCCCAUCCAUUCUCUCUUCGGGACAAGGCGCAGGCCUCGCACCGCUAGUGCAGUUCUACUCGAAGCUGCCGAAGGGCCCGGCACCCUCGACUGCGGGGUACGGUAUCAAGGCGCGCUACUUCAACGGCAAGAACGCUUCUGGCAAGCCGCUGCUAGUCCUGAUUUUUGGCAUGGCCACGAUCGGGUACACGAUUGACUAUAACAUGCACUUGAAGCACCACAAGAACCACGCGCACUAGAGGGCGGAAUGGGGAGCGGGGGUGUAGGCAGAGGAUGUACAUCGGACUCGACGCGAAUGAUAGAUUUUGCUCUCACCAGCAAGACGUUCAUCUCCC